Saccharomyces kudriavzevii IFO 1802 is the source of this 795-nucleotide messenger RNA. RefSeq names its product Ecm13p (gene ECM13). NCBI's taxonomy places the organism in Eukaryota, Fungi, Ascomycota, Saccharomycetes, Saccharomycetales, Saccharomycetaceae. The transcript has a single exon. The record is from RefSeq and is a predicted model, not a curated record. The coding region runs from base 1 to 795 and encodes 264 amino acids.
AUGAACUCUACAUACUCAUCUAUUGAGGAUCAAUAUGUUCUGGCCGGUAAGGCCCGCUCUAAAUUGGCAAAAUGCAUCGACGUUAAUUCUAGAAAUAAAGAUUACAACCUAAGAGUACUGGUCGGUCACGCAAACCUACUAGAUAAGAUAACCGAAAACGUAGAGGCUCACAAAUCGGCAGCCAAUCCUCUUACAAAGAAUCUCUUCUCCAGAGGCCAUGAGAAUCUUUCCAUGGAGCAUAUUGAACUGUCCAACGCCAGAAAUAAUUCCAGCAUUGACGAGGAAAAUACGAGAAAGGCAGACUGCGUAGAUUACUGCGAAGACUACUGCGAUUUUUACUCCAGUGACGAAGAUCCAGACGCCGAUACUCUAUCUUCCACUGACAGUGAAGGUGAUGACGAUUACGAGGACUAUGAUUUUGAUUACGAUUAUUCUUGCGGUGACCAUAACAAAAAAAUCGAUACGUACUUUGGCCUCCACACCACCCUCGAUUAUCACCAUUUGGGUCACACAAACUCACAUUCCGAACAAGCCGAUGAACUCUCACAAACCACUCCGCGCUACAAUGCUCUUCCCGCCGCUGUUCCAACCGCAUGGGAAGAACAUGAAGAUGACGACGCAAGAAAGCACGACUCUACGAGUUUGUACGGUGCGAUGCCAAUUUUCCGCGUACUUUCUCGUCAGAGAACCGUUCACGAUGGUGACAGUAGCACCGGUGAGAGCGACUGUGCUAGCGAUACCGAGGAUGGUUCCGUGCCAUUGACGAGGUUCCAUUCUUGUCCAAUCACCGCAUAA